CGGGGCCGGCGGCGACGCCCGCCUCUGCCUCCUCCCCCUCGGUGCCCUGCCUCCUCCCUCCGCCGGGCGGGCGGCCGGCUGCGCGGGCAGGGCGGGCGGGAGGCUGAGCGCGGCUGAAAGGUGUUGCUGGAGGGGAAGUUUGGAGAAGGUCGUCGGGUGCCCGGGCGCUCCGGCAGCGUCAUGGCGGAGCAGGGCGAGUCGCCGGUUCACGUCCAGCAGCCCCAGCCGGCACCGGCACCAGCGCCCGCCGCCCCGGCCGCCGGCUGGCCCAUCUGCAGGGACGCCUACGAGCUGCAGGAGGUGAUCGGUAGUGGUGCUACAGCAGUUGUCCAGGCAGCACUCUGCAAACCCAGGCAAGAACGUGUAGCGAUAAAGAGGAUCAACUUAGAAAAAUGUCAAACCAGUAUGGAUGAAUUGCUUAAAGAAAUUCAAGCAAUGAGUCAGUGCAAUCACCCUAAUGUGGUGACCUAUUACACAUCUUUUGUGGUGAAGGAUGAACUUUGGCUGGUUAUGAAGCUAUUAAGUGGGGGUUCAAUGCUUGAUAUAAUAAAGUAUAUUGUCAACAGAGGAGAGCACAAAAAUGGUGUGCUUGAAGAACCCAUAAUAGCAACAAUUCUUAAAGAAGUGUUGGAGGGCUUAGACUAUCUACACAGGAAUGGGCAAAUCCACAGAGAUUUGAAGGCUGGCAACAUUCUUCUGGGUGAGGAUGGCUCUGUACAAAUAGCAGAUUUUGGUGUUAGUGCAUUUUUAGCAACUGGAGGUGAUGUUACUCGUAACAAAGUAAGGAAAACAUUUGUUGGCACUCCCUGUUGGAUGGCCCCUGAAGUAAUGGAGCAGGUGCGAGGUUAUGACUUCAAGGCCGAUAUGUGGAGUUUUGGGAUAACAGCCAUUGAGUUAGCAACAGGAGCAGCACCUUAUCACAAAUACCCUCCUAUGAAAGUGUUAAUGCUAACGCUUCAAAAUGAUCCUCCCACUUUAGAGACAGGUGUAGAGGACAAGGAGAUGAUGAAAAAGUAUGGCAAAUCCUUUAGAAAACUAAUCUCAUUAUGCCUUCAAAAAGAUCCUUCCAAAAGGCCCACAGCAGCAGAACUUUUAAAAUGCAAAUUUUUCCAGAAAGCCAAGAAUAGAGAAUACCUGAUUGAAAAGCUUCUCACUAGAACACCUAAUAUAGCACAAAGAGCAAAAAAGGUCAGACGAGUACCAGGUUCCAGUGGUCACCUCCAUAAAACAGAAGAUGGGGACUGGGAAUGGAGUGAUGACGAAAUGGAUGAGAAGAGUGAGGAAGGCAAAGCUGCUAUUUCUCAGGAAAAGUCACGAAGACUGAAAGAGGAGGAGAAUGCAGAGUCUCAGCCUGCUGUUAGUGAGGAAUACAGUGAAGUUCCAUGUGCGGUGAAUCUUGUCUUAAGAUUAAGGAACUCCAGGAAAGAACUUAAUGACAUACGGUUUGAGUUUACUCCAGGCAGAGACACAGCAGAUGGCGUUUCUCAGGAGCUGUUCUCUGCAGGCCUGGUUGAUGGCCAUGAUGUAGUUAUAGUGGCUGCUAACUUACAGAAGAUAGUAGAUGAUCCAAAGGCCUUGAAAACAUUGACUUUUAAGUUGGCCUCUGGCUGUGAUGGCACUGAGAUUCCUGAUGAAGUGAAACUCAUUGGUUUUGCUCAGUUAAGUGUCAGCUGA
Messenger RNA from Cinclus cinclus, 1674 nucleotides. It is a transcript of the gene STK39, whose product is annotated as serine/threonine kinase 39. The transcript is spliced from 17 exons. The coding region runs from base 181 to 1674 and encodes 497 amino acids. Gene Ontology annotation, molecular function: protein serine/threonine kinase activity; ATP binding. Gene Ontology annotation, biological process: protein phosphorylation. NCBI's taxonomy places the organism in Eukaryota, Metazoa, Chordata, Aves, Passeriformes, Cinclidae. The record is from RefSeq and is a predicted model, not a curated record.